AUGAGCGACCUUGGGGACAAGUAUUUGGCGUUAGGUGGCGGUGGCGAUGGCAACGGAGCAGGUGGAGGUGGCGAUGGCAACGGAGCAGGUCGAGGUGGCGGUGGCGAUGGCAACGGAGCAGGUGGAGGUGGCGAUGGCAACGGAGCAGGUCGAGGUGGCGGUGGCGAUGGCAACGGAGCAGGCGGAGGUGGCAAUGGCAACGGAGCAGGUCGAGGUGGCGGUGGCGAUGGCAACGGAGCAGGCGGAGGUGGCAAUGGCAACGGAGCAGGUCGAGGUGGCGGUGGCGAUGGCAACGGAUCAGGUGGCGGUGGCGAUGGCAACGGAGCAGGUGGAGGUGGCGAUGGCAACGGAGCAGGUCAUCAUCCAGACGGUGCUGAUCCUGAGCGGGCAGGCCAAGGUGGCGAUGGCAUUCAAGAAGCUGACUUAGGCCACCAUCAACUUCCCGAUAGAUCCUCAAAUGAAGCUCCAAGAACUGCUCAAAAAGUAAAAGAAAGCGAUGCAGCAGAAGAAUACGAAGUGAGCGGCAAAUUGAAGGCUAAGAGUGGUCUAUACAAUUUGACUGUUGUCCUUCUCAAGCUUUUGGCACGAAAGAAACCAAGUGAUGAGCAGCAGGGCGUAUCUUCUGAGCCUUUGUUGAAUGCUGUUGUUUAA
Arachis duranensis is the source of this 651-nucleotide messenger RNA. RefSeq names its product glycine-rich cell wall structural protein 1.0-like. The coding region runs from base 1 to 651 and encodes 216 amino acids. Lineage: Eukaryota; Viridiplantae; Streptophyta; Magnoliopsida; Fabales; Fabaceae. The transcript is spliced from 3 exons. The record is from RefSeq and is a predicted model, not a curated record.